Molecule: messenger RNA, 483 nt
Organism: Meleagris gallopavo (turkey)
Lineage: Eukaryota; Metazoa; Chordata; Aves; Galliformes; Phasianidae
Source: RefSeq, a predicted model, not a curated record
AGUAUUUUUCAAUUCUUUCAGUUAAAUGAUGAGGUUGUUCAGAAGAAGUGCUUGAAUGAACAAAUAAGGGCAGGAGAAGCUCGUGUCAGCUAUCUGGAAUGGAAACAUCAGUUUAUCAUGGCAGAGAUGUAUAAGGAUACCUGUGAAGUGGCACAGCAGACGACACCUCUCAUGCAGGAAGAAGCGAGGGCAGCAUCCAAAGGGGAUAAGCUCCCACCCAACUCUGAAGUUUAUGGGCUCCUGACUGUCCUUAUGGAUUGGAUCUCAGACGAGCACCUCAGCAAAGUCAAGGGACAAGAAGAAAGAGAGGACGGUCAGAAACCUCAGUGCAGCGGGAGAACCUACAUCCAGGAGAGGUGUUUGAAGCUUCUGCCUAUGGCUGCGGAGCAGCUCCAGUGGAUGCCGUUUGUGAACCCUAAACUCCACAUGCCCCUGGUGAGACUGCUAUACUGGUGUGUGAGGCAGCUGGACAGUGACAUUAAG